UCUCGCGGCCCGAGUGCUUUGGUAAUGGCGGGCAUGGUAUAGUGGAGUGGGUGACGAUGGGAGAACUAAGUGAUGGUUACAAAGCUGUCGUACCACCGGGCCCAACAUGCUGUCAUGAUGCGUGGUCGUCCAGUAGCGCAAAGCACUUACAAGUAGCAGCCAAGUCGCCAUGGCAGACGCCGAGGCCGAGAACAAAGUAAAAAGUGCCAUUGAAGUCUGCGCCACAGCACAAGCGAUGAUUGAUAUUAAUUCCGAGCAUCUCGAAGGUCUUCGAACACGGUGUGAGACCAGCGCAGAAUUAACGCAGCACGAAAUACGAGCUCUAGAAACAAAACUCAUCAAGCUGUUCAGCCGCCAGGUACUUGCAAAACGGAAGUGCAGUGACUGCGAAAAUGCCUCAGAACUUAAGAAUUACCCAAAACUGCUCCUGUGGCUCAAGGUUGUUGGGCUUACACCCAACUCUAUACAGGGACUGUCCAACAAAUUCACAACAUUCGAUGACAUGCUUGAGAAGCCUGAGCAAGAGAUCAAAGGCUACCUCAGUGACGUCAGUGCUCGGGAAGAAGAGAAGCGGCGCUUCCUCAUUGCCAUGCGCAACCUCAAGACCUACACCGAGCGGCAACUUCGAGGAGUGGCGCCCAGUGCCGACACUGACCUGCACUGGGACUCGUGGGAUCGGGCCGGCGUGUCUCAUCUGCCUCGACGCACACACACGUCAGUGCCCUCUGAGGAGCUGUGCUCUUCUUUCGGUGGCACGCACUUGGCCCCUUCGGGAGGCGCCCUCAGACCUCCGACGACGCCUCCUGCAUCUCGGAGGAGAGCAGGUGCCGGUGGGAGCCCCAGUGGAAGCCUCAUAGCCCUGCCCGAUGCCCUACCACCCCUGACCAAAAGCCGCUCUCACGAGGCACACCUCGAGAACAGACUCGACUUGGGACCGGACCACAACAAUGCAACGUCGCGGCAACCUCCCACUCUACCGAACGAUGGUGGGUUGCGGAGACGGCUAGCCACGGAGCCCGGGCUGGAACUGGCCAACUGCUCACCACUUUCGCCAAGCCGGUCGCCGCCAUUUGUAUCCCCCGACCAACAGGGAGAUGCAUGUUUUGUGGAUGAGCCCGCCACGCAGCCCGUUGUUCCCAGGUCUCCAAGGAUGCAUGGAAUGGCCCAUGCAAUUCACCACAGGUUCACAUCUAGCGUCAAAGUCACCACCUGCCAGCAAUGUGACAAGGCCAUGUUCUUUGGCUACAAGUGCAAAGAGUGCAAAUUUCGAUGCCACCGUGAUUGUAUGGAGAAAGUGCCUCCCUCGUGCGGAUUGCCAAACGAACUGGUGGAUGUAUUUGCAGAGCACAUUCAGAAAGGAGGCAUGCAGUCCCCAAACCAUGCGGCGGCCCAUCUGGGAAGCAGUCCCCUUCACGGGGGCAGCAGUUUACGCUCCGAGGGGAGUCGUGGGGGGCGCCCUGCCAUCUGCCUCCCCCCGUUCCAUGGUGCUGGGGGCCCUGAUUCGUCUUCCUCGUCGUGCAACUCGUCGACGCCCUCGUCGCCGGCCUUCCUUAUGGCGGCCUCGCGACAGAACACGCCUUCCUCGGCCUCCCGCCUGCAGCAGUUCCAUUUUCCCGAGAUCUUGUCUUCUGAAAAGGAAUUAUCAGCUCCAGUGUCAUCACUUGCCCAGUCUGAUGUAGUCGAGACAGUCAAGUCUACUGACAGCGACAGGACGGUGUCUGGUACAUCAGGAUCUGGAAGCAUAAGCACGGAUUCCGAGAAGACGCUAGCCUCGACAAGAGUGGACUCGCAAGACAGUCAAGUCUCGGAUUUGGAUCCGACUGACAGGCUGUGGCCACGGCAAAAUAGUCUUUCUUUGCGGGAGUGGGACAUUCCUUUUGAUGACGUCCAAAUCAAGGAGAAGAUCGGGGAAGGCCGGUUCGGGAGCGUCUACAAGGGAAGUUGGCAUGGAAGUGUUGCUGUGAAAAUGCUCAAUAUGGAUCACAUAGAUGACAGGAAAACCCUGGAAACGUUUAAGCAAGAGGUCGCAACCUUCCGCAAGACGAGACACGAAAACUUAGUCCUCUUUAUGGGUGCCUGCAUGAAGCCACCAAAGCUUGCUAUCAUCACGAGUUUAUGUAAAGGCAUGACACUGUACAGACAUAUUCAUCUCCGAAAGGAUAAGUUCAACCUCAACAGGAUUAGUGGCAUAGCCCUGCAGAUAUGCCAGGGUAUGGGCUACUUGCAUGCCCGCGGCAUAGUUCACAAGGACCUCAAGACGAAAAACAUCUUCUACGAAAACGGGAAAGUGGUAAUCACCGACUUUGGCCUCUUCUCAGUCACCAAGCUCUGCCAAGGAAAUCGGAAGGGAGACUGGCUGACAAUUCCGCAGGGCUGGCUCUGUUACCUGGCUCCCGAAGUGGUGCGUUGCCUACGGGCGGACAACCAGCAUGAUGCCGACGACCUCCCUUUUGCCACCGCCUCAGACAUUUAUGCCUUUGGGACUGUGUGGUACGAGCUGUUGUGCGGGGAAUGGCCAUUCCGAGGCCAACCCUCCGAAUCCAUCAUAUGGCAGGUGGCCAAGGGCAUCAAGCAGUCGCUGGCCAAUAUCCAAGCCUCACAGGACAUCAAGGACUUCCUGAUGGUAUGCUGGUCGUACAAGCCCCAGGAUCGGCCGGCAUUUGCCAAGCUGCAGGUGCAGUUGCAGAGGCUGCCCAAGAAACGCCUCGCCCGUAGCCCGUCACACCCGACCCACCUGUCCCGCUCGGCUGAGUCUGCGUUUUGAAUGCCGGCUGCGACUAGCACUUCUUCCUCGUUUCCUGCUCCUGGCUACUGUGCUCCAACUUCACGACCUCCUCGUAAUUUCACGUCCUCUUAAUAUCGGUUAAGUUGGCCUUCAUAGCUUGAUAACAAAAUUCGUGGAUUGGCUAGUUGGUUCAUAAUCUUAAAUACUGGAUAGCGGGAAUUCGACACAGGACAAAGAACACAGAUAGCACUUGUCCUGUGCACCUGUGUUCCUUCUUUGUCCUGUGUCGAAUUCGUGCUAUCCAGUAUUUAAGAAAAAGUUGACCUUCAGUUAGCUGAGCUGCCCAGACACAACUGUAAGCCUCAUUAGGAAGCUUUACUUUAGCAACUGCUAUAAGUACGCUAGAAUGGAGAUAGUUUUUUUUUUCUGGGCAUCUUCAGCCCUGAUAUUGGUUAAGUUUGUUGCAUUUCCGAUUCAAUUCAACGCUUUAUUUAUUUUUCAUUGAACAAUGGAAGAAACGAGCAGUCACAAAAAGCUAGUACUGCAGUGAGUAGCUUGAAUAGGUGGCUUAAUGUAGAUGUUUGUCUACCGACGUUGUGAAGCAAAUUUCCUUAUGGUAUACGUUCGACUGGUUGUUUUCAAGUGCCACAGAAGCCUCUGGUGACACAUGCCACAUUCAGCUUGUCAAAAUUGAGUGCUCCGAACACGUUCGGCAGAACUGGCCAAAUGUGUUUGAAGCACUGCACUCCGGUUUGGAGCACUCUCACCUUUGACCUCGGAGAUUGACUUAAAUCUGAAUUUCCGGUCACACGGCUCCCACAGCUACUUUUGUUAAGUAUUCAAGGCCAGCUAAUCGGAAUUUGGCUUGCUACAGUUGGUAUACUUCAGAAAUCUGUCAAAUGUGAUACGUUUUGAUUCAGAUUAAUGAACCAGUUGGUGUCUAAUGAGGGCAUUUGUGCAUCAAACGUGUAUUUCAAUUGCAAAAUAUGAGUUAGCCUCGAGGUAAGGCCUCCAUUUCAAGGUAACAGUUGACAGGGCUAUAAAUGGAUGCACUGAACUAUUUUGGAAAAAUUGCACACUAACUGAUUUGACUGUUAUUUCAUAGUGACGACUCUGAAAUGAAGCAGUGUCUAAAGAGGGACAGUUAAACCUCUGCAUAACUAGCAUGCAUGCAUUCAUGUUUCGUUAUAAAUCACAUCUGUGGCGUAGAUAUUGUCGUAAUGUCUGAUACAUGUUUCUUACAUGCUAAUAUUACCAUGAAGCAUUUUAUAAAAGGUUUAUUUGGCUGCAUAUAAUAACCGGUAAUGUUCAUGUCUGUUGUGCUUGGUUUGACUUAUAACAAAUUAACACUUUAUAACAAUUACCCGAUGUGAUGAAGUAAAUACAAAACAUUUCUUGCCGAUUUCAGAGUGUAAAUAACAUCCUAUAGUGAAUGUUAGGUAUGACGAAGGUUUCUUAUGUUUUUUUGUUGUUUUUUUUUUCGAUUUCGUAAUGAAAGGGUUUGAUGGUACGAGAUCAACAGGACUUGUAAACUUUGUAGCCUGAUCAGGCAUUUUUUUUUUCCUUGCCUUUUUCAUCGUUUCUUGGCUCUUGGACAGUUCUUUCUUAUGUCUUCCUGUUACGCUUUUAUACUGAUGUUGUCAUAAACUAAGUGAGGCUAGAUAGUUCCGGGUACAGCUACUUUUCUGGAAUAUUUCCAGCCCUUUGCUGGCGUCAAGGAGGUGGCUUCUUAGCCAAUAAAAAAAAAGCAAAAGAAUGCAAUAAAAUGACUUGCUCGUAACCACAAACUAUGACGACAUUGGGCGAUCCAACAGGUGACUCAGUGACCUUUCUUUAUCCCUUGUAAUGUUUCGAAGUAUUCUUUCAUGCAGGAAAGUUGUCAGUUUCGUAUGACAGUGACGCAAGAACUUCAGAGCAAUUCGGUUGCAACCUUCUGUGCAACUAAUUUGCCUGGUGACAUGAAAUAGACUUUGCCUAAUUAUUCUGGCUUCUAAAUUAAUAGUCAAGUAAAACUAGUUACCAAGAAGAUUAAUUCUGUCCUUGCUUGUAGUAGCAUUGCUGUGAGAUCGUUUUGUCGCGUAGCUGUGCUGCCUCGGCUGUGCCAUGGCAUCGGAACUGUCAACCAUUCUUUCCACGUUGGUAAAUGGUGCAGAGUGUAACAUUAAACAUACGCAUCACACACAGCUAGAUUUGCGAGUUGAACAUGUAAAUAGUAAUUGCAGCACCGCAUUCUGCGGCACAUUUCAAGAGGUAACGCAUCGAGGGAAAGCUCACUGUGUCUCUUUUUUCUUUUAGAAGUCUUGCACCCAUGUGCUCAAGCAGUCGGUGCUCAAACCUUUUUCUCAAAUCUGCUAAGUUGAGUGCAACAUUGCUUUUCGACUAAAGAAGACACUGCUGCACUUGUGAAAAAUCGCUGCUGAGUGUCGACGAACAACAGUGACUAUUUUCGUUGAAGGGCAGCUGUACCAGCCACAUUCAUGGGACUAGCAUUCUCGUUUUCCACGGUCCAUCUUAAAGAGCACAACGAGCUUUGUGGCUUUCUUGUGUCUCUAUUAGGCUUCCUUUUGUUUAAUUCAUUUUAAGGUUUCUUUAGCGCUCUACAAUGCCAGGAUCUCGUAAGCUUGUCGUCUUCGGUUCAUCUUGCUUCGUUUUUCUGUAUUCUGUGAAAAAUAGGGAGAGAAUCCUGUUCAUGUCGUGCUGUUUUUUUUUUGGGUGAGGAGUACAGUUGUCAGUUGCCAGAAACUGAGCACUUUUCCCGAGAUGUAAUGGUAACAAUAUUUUCAUCAAAAACUGCCUUAAAGGGGUACUGACACGAAAAUUUUCAGUUGUCAUUUUUUUGCAUCAAAUGAAAGGCCAAGCUCUCGAAAGCGUAGAAAAUGUACUGCCAAGUGUGAGUGCACCCUGAAAAAGUACUUACAAUAUGUUUUUAAAAGCUAGUUUCGGUUCCUACUGUACCCUGACGUCACAACACUGUAUGAGCUUCUUCUCAUGUGCUCGCACAAGAUAUCGUGAUGUUUCCACGACCGCUCUGCACCAUGCCUCCAGUGGUGACACACAAGUGAAUGAAUUUUGAAUGUUUUGGUGACGCACAAGCAUCUAUUUUAGAAGCUUUUUACCUGACGUCAUCACACCUAGCCAGACUGCCGCAUGAAUCACGAGAACUAGUACUGUAGCCUGACGUCAAGCGAGUGUCAAUGUCUGUAGGUGUGCCACAAGAAAAUUUGCUUUAAUAUCAAAAUAAAAUAUCUUAUCAGCAUUUGCUGAGCUUCACACUUGCUUAGAGCCGUCUCUGUAUACAGGAGAUUUGUAUGGUAGAGUACACUCACCUUCGAAAAAUGGUGUCGGUACCCCUUUAAGGAACCAGAAGCUUAGUAAUUUCUCAGUACGGCGAUGGAAUGUUUUUCCUCCUUGAUAUUGCGGUCGUGCACUAAAGGAGGCUGUCUCAAGCUGUGCGGAGUGGUGGAGCUCCAGACUCUAGGUAGUUAGCUCCGAAGGACAAAGCAAAAAUAACGAUGUCCUAUUUUGAAUACUUUCGUAGCGUCUCCACAAAGCCAGCUUGACGCUGGAGAUGCUGGAGAAGUUGCCGAAUUUGUGGCCUCCGACUCGUUUGAUAUUCUGUUCGUCGUGCUUUGGUUGUUCACUACACACCUUGUCGCCUUGUUAUGCGUAGACGUGCAGUGUAGUUCUUCUGGCAGUGGCACACUUUACUCUCAUUACACUUCUAGGUUCUGCAAUAACGUUUUUGGUAUGUCGAGCUGUCAUUCACGUGCUAGUGCUGCCGCCAGCAGAGUUGCGGGUAUUGAAGCACAAGUCAGUGACUGGAACUAUAGUGCUCACUAAGAGGAACUAUUUCACACUUCUCAGCCAUAUGCAACACCAGACGCUUUCAUGUCGUCAGAUGUUUUACCAUUACAACGUUACUGCAUUUAAUGUUGACAUCAACCCCAGAACAGUCAGCGAGAGUGAGGGAGUUACAAGGUGAUGGUCGUUUUGUGUAAGUGCUUUUGAGCUCAAGGAAGGCGUAGUGUUUCUACGUUACAUCUUUUUUCCUUAAUCUUUAAGCCCACUUCUUGUAGGUGCCAGUGAAGCUACCGUAUUUAUUCGAAUAUAGGUCGACCUUUUUUUCCCAAAAAUGUUGCCCAUAAUCAGCUAUCGACCUAUAUUCGUGACCAAAGAAUCUCGACCUAUAUUCGCGAUCAAAGCGACCAAAAGCACCGCACCUAUGCCGUUCAACUGCCGCGCCUGCUGUUCUUCAAGCAGUUCCUGCUACAUACGCACAUUAUAUACCAUAAAAUCUGGUAUAAAAACCGUACCCGUUCGCCUUUUCCGACUAAGUAACUAAGAAAAAAAAGUUAUUUGCGCAAUAGCUGCACACCGCCUUUUCAAAGCACCCGCGAAAUGCAGCCGCUCCGCCAUGUUUGCGCUGGAACCCGUGAUUUCCCUAGGUAGGCCGUGAAGUCCCUAGCCCCCUAGCCGUGCUGCCUGCCGACGCGCAGCCGCACUGGCACA
Molecule: messenger RNA, 7234 nt
Organism: Rhipicephalus sanguineus (brown dog tick)
Lineage: Eukaryota; Metazoa; Arthropoda; Arachnida; Ixodida; Ixodidae
Gene: ksr
Product: kinase suppressor of Ras 1
Exons: 19
Coding region: 170-2764 (864 amino acids)
Biological process (GO): protein phosphorylation
Molecular function (GO): protein kinase activity; ATP binding
Source: RefSeq, a predicted model, not a curated record